This is a messenger RNA of Erpetoichthys calabaricus (reedfish), 7319 nucleotides long. RefSeq lists its product as uncharacterized. Gene Ontology annotation, biological process: axon guidance; neural crest cell migration; negative regulation of axon extension involved in axon guidance. NCBI's taxonomy places the organism in Eukaryota, Metazoa, Chordata, Cladistia, Polypteriformes, Polypteridae. The record is from RefSeq and is a predicted model, not a curated record. Gene Ontology annotation, molecular function: chemorepellent activity; semaphorin receptor binding.
GGAAGAGAUUUCCAGGCAAAAUACAUAAAACAGCAGUGAGACGAGUUACCAUUCUGCUCAGACGGAGGCGUAAUUGAGGACAAGGAAAAACGCGGAUAGGAUCGCUCAUCACCGUUAGAAGCAAACAUGAAACAUUUGAUAUUGAUAUUAUCGUUUUUAGCAGUUUUACCAAUAUUUGCACAGAAAGUUCCUCGGCUCAAAUUCAGAAUUAAAGAUCCAGUCCGAUAUCAGUUUUCCAAAGAGGAAAACUACACAGUGUUUUUUCAUGAAGAAGGGACAGAUGUCAUUUUUGUCGGAGGCAGAGAAGUCAUCUAUGUCCUGCAGUUUAAAGACUCCAAAGUCAGUGCAACUGAGGUAAAUGUUGAAGUGGAUGAAAAUGCAAAGAAGGUCUGCCUUUCCAAAUCCAAUGUACUGCAGACAGAAUGUGAAAACUUCAUUACAACAAUUCAACCACUGGAAAAUAAUCACAUUGUGUGUGGCACCCAUGCAACAGCUCCCAAAUGUUGGAUGCUGGAAAAUGAAACCAAUCUGACUGACACUGUGGCGCAGCAGUUAAACCCAAAGGACAUUUCACCUUCUUUCCCUUCCCAGCGCUCCUUCACUUUAUCUGCAGAUGGCAAUUUUUACUCAGCACUCUCUAUGGCAAGAAAUUUUAGUGGUAUCCUUCGCCGAAGCCUGGGUAACAAGAAGCAAGUUAAAACUGAAGUAAAAUGGUUACAAAAUCCUCAGUUUGCUGGAGCAGCUGUUAUUCCAGGGAAGGAAAAAUACAAAGAAGAGAUAUAUGUCUUCUUUACAGAAGUUAACAAAACAUCUGCCAUGGAUGAAAAUCCAUACCGGGCAAGAAUAGGCCGCAUCUGCAUGGUUGAUGAAGGAGGAAUUCGAGGUACUCUCCAAGAUUCAUGGACAACAUUUUUAAAAGCUCGAGUGAUGUGUGGCUUUCCAUCCACACUUCGACAAUUCAACCAGUUCAAGGAGGCCUAUGUGCUGAACAGUAACACACAACGGGAAGGAGUAGUAUAUGGCAUUUUCUCCAAUGCUUGGGAUUCUACUGUGGUCUGUGCGUACUCUCUCUCAGAUAUUGACCAAACUUUCAGAACAUCCAGGUUAAAAGGAUAUACAACUGCUCUGCCUCAGCAGCGACCUGGAACGUGUGUUUUUAAGAAUGUGACUUCCAGUUACACUGCAAAAGUCCUUAGUAUUAUCCGAGACUACUCAGAAAUUGAAGAUAUAAUUAAUCCUUCUGGCAUGCUGCCACUGAAUCUACCACAAGUUGAACGCUACACAAAGAUUGUUGCUGACCGUGUCCGUGCUUCAGAUGAGACCUACUACAAUGUACUGUACCUGGGUACAGGUUGGGGUAAGAUUUAUAAAGUGAUGCACAGUGAUGAUGAAGUCUUCACAAUUGGACAAUAUUCAGUUUUCCGCUAUGAAGCUCCAGUCACAGCAAUGACAAUUGACACCAUCACGGGAUAUCUCUAUGUUGGAACAACAUUGGAAGUGCAGCAGCUUCCAUUGGCUAAUUGCAGUAGCUAUGGAGACACUUGUAGGAGAUGUGUCCUUGCUCGAGACCCAUAUUGUGGUUGGGAUCUGGUCAAUCACAAAUGUUCUGCCAUUCCAGAAGGAUACAAUUUCAGCUCUGGUGAAUUCUUUCAGAACAUGCUGCAGUCCAAUGCGCCUGUGUGUGUAGAGGUUACAGAUCCCAAAGUCCACAAUAUGCUCCCUAAGGAAGUGACCUUAGAUUUAGACAGCUACAUCUCACUGCCCUGUCCAGUGUACUCCUACCAUGCAACAUAUGUGUGGGAAAAAGACAACUGCCAGAAACGCUACCACUGUAUUAUAAAUGGGGAUUCCUGCCCACUUAUAGACACUGAAGAUUUUCCAAUGAAGGAUGGUGUAUACCGUUGUACCGCAGAAGAGGGGCAGAAAGAAGAGAUGGUGUCAUAUAGACUGGUAUUCAGUGAUGCUCCAGCAGGCCUGCUGUCUGCUCAGAUGAUUGUGCUUGUGUCCUCUUUUGCACUUCUGGUACUCUCUUGUUGAUGUAAGACUGCUAUCUGGCCACAGGGGGCAGCAACCUUUGCCUUUUGGCACUGUAGCACUUACAGAGUUGAAUUAGGUAUCUAGAAACAUUUUAGUAAGCUAUAACUUGACAGGUAAAACUGUAUAAAAGCAAUUAAAACAUUUUUUUUAUUGAAAAUGUGGCUGAAACUUAAAAUGUCAAUUUAAAUGAUGCACCUGAAAUUUGAAGAAAUUACAUUAAUUGAUUAAUUCUCAGUUUGCUAUAAAGGUUGCAAGCAUUAGUUUCUAAUAACUGUAAUUACAGCCAUACAGUAUUUUAUCUGAUUUUUCUGUGCGCAUCAGUUUAUUCUUUCUGUCAUAAUGCACUUUCAAAGGAGCUGAGUAUAUUUUUUAUUGUGAUCAGUGAUGGUUCCUCAAUAUAAGACUCUUAGGCCUUCCUAACAUUUACAUUUAAAACAUAUAUAAAAUUACAUUUAAAUGACUUAACAAAUUAGAUGUUUUGUGUUGUAUACAGAACUUAAAUGCUAAAUUGAAAAUGGCCAAAUUAAAUUAUAUUCAAUUUAAAAACUAAAACAGAUGAAAAUUAAGUUCUGAGCAGCUUCUUCUUUGGCAGAAAUUAAAUCUGGAUUUCAGCAUUAAGCCGAACUCUUUGAAGUAUUAUUACAUGAAAAAUCUUUAAAAAUCUAUUAAAAAACCUAUCCAUGCACAUUGGUUUCGCUAUUUAACAACCAUCUAGAAUAAUGUUUAAGGGUGGUGUGUCAAGAGUUCAUACUGGUCAUCACUGUAAUUCCUGUUCUGGCUGUGCAAGGCUUGAAGAACCAGCCAAGAAAAAAAUAAAAAUAACAAAGACCUGGAAAAAAGGAAACAGGAGUAGCAGUUGAAAUUACAAGCAAUGCUUAUUUUAUUUAAGUCAACAUAAUAUAAGUCAACAUAAAUGGACCACUGUUAUAUUCUUUAAAUGCUGGUAAAUGAUUACUUAAUCUUUUGAAGAAAUAGUGUUCAUGCAUACGGAGAGUCUGCUUUGGUAUUUUAUUAGUAGCACCAACAACGGGCAAAAUAUCACCAUGGCUAACAAAGAACAGUUAAAAAGAUGUGGAAUGUUGCAAAAUAAUCAACAUUGGAUGCCACACUGUUCCUCCACAGCACAUGCGGAACUGGUUUUAUGACUACCGGCAGUAUGUAUGAUUCCAGCACUUCCUGCUUCUAAUAGCAGAAAAUUGACAAAUCAAUCUUCAUUUAUUUCUGUUAAAUUAGUGUUUAGGGGACAUACAGCACUACAUUUUAUUCAAAUCAGACAUCUUUCUCUUUAUCAGCUAGAAAGCAAGGAAGGAAAAAAUUGAAGCAAUACCUCAAAGUCAAACUUAUCGAAAAAUCUAAAAGAUCAGAAAUAGCUUAGCAUGCUCAGUCAACUGAAGAAUGACACUUCUUUCUCAAAGUGAAUAAAUUGUUCUUCUAAUUUAAGAUAAAUAAUCUACAUUUGUGUGAAUAAUAAGCAAUUUAAUUCCAAUAAGGUCUGAGUAGGUCACAUUCCCAAAAUGUGCAGCUCACUAAAGUAAAUGCCCAGUGACAAUGCUUAUAACUGGCUUUAUGAAACAGAUUAAUUUUAGACUGAGACAAAAAAGAUGUGUGCACUGAACAGUUCUGAGCUACAUUUGAUCAUGUUUUGCACAAAUUGAGGAAUACUGCAGUUAUUUGAGGACUGACUUCAAUUUGUUACCUGAAAAUGGUAGUUGAAAGUGCCAGGUCCCAAUAUUGACUUAGGCUAUCUAGAGAUGCACUAAAGCAUGUGUAAAGUUUUGAGAUACUAUCUACAUCUUUAAUGCAGCUGGAAAGCAUCACUUCUACAGCAGAUAAUAAGGGAGGUUUGAGGAAGUUGACUGGUUUUAUCAAAGUCUCUAACCUGCAAGUAAUAUAGAAAAGUUUUAAUAAAAGACUAAAUUUAACACACAGGUAUUUAAAAAAUGCAAAUAUAUUGUCAGUAUAUAAUUUUUAAAGUUACAAAUAAUUAAGCACAAAUCCAAAUAAACAAUUACAGAAUACUUACACCAAACUUCAACAACAUUAACUAACCAAAACAUGAACAAGGAAAUUAAAAUAGAAUGGUACAAUGAAGAGAAAAAUGGCAAAAUGAAGCACUUAAAGUAAUACGAAAACCACAAAGGGUGCCCUGUACUUGAUGAAAGAAGGGAAAUUGCAGAAUUAAACGAUUUACUUUCAAGAUUUAUUAAAACAGAAUAUAUUAAUUAAACUAGCACAGAAGAAGAAAUUAAUUCCAAAAUACAGAUUAUGUAUCAAGAGGAACAACAAUGACUAUCAGAAAAAAGUUUUCCAUAAUGAUUCUUAUAGACUCUACUUAUGAGACUCUGGAUCAUUUUGCUAGAAUGCCCUUCAGGAAUGGCUGAAGCAGGUGAUAUGCUUUAUUGAUUUUAAAUAUUUUCCAAUACUUAUACUUCUAAUUUUAUUUCAUUCCAAUAGUUUACAUUUCUAACUUUUCAUUUUCAAAACUAUUGCCACAUGUGCAUGACAUCAUGUGAAUGACUUUUGUUACAGAUAGCAUUUGAGAUUUCUUGUCACUCUGCCAUACUGUAAAAUGAUCUUUGUGGGAUGCUUGGGAAAUUUUUGACAGUAUACAAAUAUUCAAGAAAACUAGCUCACAGUGAAUAUCUCCUAAUGCUGUAAGUAUCAAGAAUUAAAAUUAAUCCACUGGAAUUAUAUGUAGCUGCAAAUAAUUAUACCAACAUAAAUUUGACUAAAUCUGAGGGAUGUUGAUAAGUAUAACAUAGAUGGAUACACUUUAUGUAUGAAUUGGCAAAAUCAAAAACAUGAGCUAGUGGCCAUUUAAGUAAAAGAGAACAAAAAUAAAUGUCAAAGUAACAAGAUAAUGUAAAGAUGUUGAAGGGCUUUUAUACGUAAGUAGAUGUGAACUUAUAGACACUAAGAGUUGAGUAUAUAGCAAAUCAAAAUCAGUACAUAGGUAAAGAAACAGUCAGUCAAAUAAUACUCUGUUGUAUGCUAAAUCCACUUUGUAAGAAAAUAUGUACUGUAUUUUUUUUUAUACUUUUCUUGUUAAUUUUUUAUUAGCCUAGAAUUCAUUUGUAUUGUGAUCAUUUAAAAAAUAACUGUUAGAAUCAAAGGAUAACUGUAUAUAAGUGAUACAAUUUAAAACAAAAAAUGUUCAAAAUCAAACAUAAUUGAAAACACAGGAAUACACAAUGUAAAAAUAUUGAUUACUUUGGAUGCAUCUAAGUGUUCUACAGUUUUUGAGCUGGGGCUUUGUACAUCUUGUUUAUAAAUAACAAACACAGAGCACUUGUAUUAUAUUCAUGAUAAUUAAAAAAAAACAUUUUUAAAUAUGGCAUUAUUAAUUGAUCCAUUAUUGCUUUAUUCUGAAAGUAGUUUGGCCUUCAAUCUGUUUUGAAAACUACAAUAGAAAAAGCUUACUUGGAAGAUGUACUGUGAAUUUCUAUGAUGAAUGGCCUUAUUUUUAUUUCAGAUAUUAAAUCCUAAAGAGUGAUUUUAUUUAGCAAUCAUUGCUGCCAUAUCACUCACUGCCAUAAAAGUGCAUUCUGUCUAUCUAACAGAAUAGCAUGAGGUCAAAGCUACUGCCACUCACUCAGUCAUCUCCAUGCUUAAUAUGUAUCCCAUAAUCUGAAUCACUUCAGUAACAUCAAAUACCCAAUUAUGUGAUUGACUCUGUGGAAAGUCUCUGAAGGUUGCUGCCCUCUUAAAAAGGUGCCAAUAGUGGAUGACGCACUGCCAGAAAUUUGGUGGGAAGUUUCAUAAUGUUCCACCAGCCUAUCUGCUGUACAUGUUGCUGACAGCUUUUUGUGUUUGAGUAGUAUUGUUGCACUCUUUGCGAGUUGCCAAAUCAAAUUUCAUAUUGCACUACUUCUGCUUUUUAUCUUUACCUUGGUUUUAAUUUUCCGAAUCCUGUAUAUUAUCAUCUCUGCAACAAACCAGCCAAUACAUCUCCAUCUAGAUAUCCUAAACUAAGCAAGCAUUGCUAAGGAUUUGUAGUGGUAUAGCUUAUUACUUCUAAUUAAACAGGUAAAAAGGCAAAUUUGCUGUUGUCUGCAGUCUAAUCUGGAACUGGUUUUUAAAGACAAUAAUAUUCCACUUAAGAUUUUGUGUUCUUUAAAAAUACAGUAUGUUAGUAAUGCAUAGAAAUAGAUCACAAAAAUGAGUUACCUACAGCAACUUUAAGUACGCUUCCACAUAAACUUCACCCAGAGUGUGUUCCUGCUAUGCACCUUAUUCUUCUGAGAUAGGUCAUCAUUCCCAUUUGCAACCUGAACAGGAAUAUGGCACUCACUGAAAAUGGACAAUGUCAGGAUGCCCUAGUUACCCAAUGACCACAAACCAUCAAAGUAGGAGGAGUGAACAAAAGAAGCAUAAGACUUUGAAGACUAUGCACUAAUAUAGUGUCUAUCCAGAACAUGACUCUUUCUGCCUUGUGGGUGAGACACCCCAUUCAACAAUGUAUGGAAACACACAAGAUUCUCCUUUUUUCCUUUGAUAAGAGUAAUUCCUUUUAAGUAGUAAUUAAUGUAUUUGGUUUUAUUUUAUGUAUAUUCUAACUACUAAGACUAGCAAUUUAAUGAGAUAUAUCCAUACAGAAUCACUUCUCAGACUUUAAGGAUAUCCACAGUUUGCUUUUGUAUCUUAAUAAUUUACAAUAAUUUUUUUUUACUUUUUGACUCUUUUAUAAUGACCAUACAUACAUUCAAUGAUUUUAUGUAUUAUAAUUAGUAAACCUGUGAAAAAGUUCAAACACAGUCAUUUUUAAAUCUUAUUCAGAACACAAAUCUCUGGUAUCAUUGUUCCUGACCAAUGGAAGCUUGGGAGAUUGAAAUGGAGAUUGUAAUGUAUGCCCUGCUUCUUUAUAUUAGACUUAUUUUAAAUGAAAGCGGGUGUUAAAAGGAAGUUCAAAUCAUUUCAUUAAAGCUCUCAAAAAAGAGAAGCUAAUAAAAAGACUUAUAACAAUUUAUUUUGCAAGAAAAAAUGUUAUAAAUAUUGACUUCUUGGAAUGUAUUGAUUGUUUCAUUCAAAACAGUAAAUGCUUUGUCAUAAUUUGUUUUUUGAUUGGUAGCAGAAUGCAAUCAGCAAUUUGGUAUCUGAACUGUUCUUUGGCUGGUCUGUUUGUCAGGUUUGUUACUUUAUUCAGGUUGCAAAACCAUGCUUCAUGCAUAUUUUUAUAUUUUUUUAAAGAAUGUAUAAAGUAUUAAAGAAUAAUAUUUAAUUGCUUUUACUGGUGACCAUUAAAAAUGGAAACUGUAAGAAAAUAAAGAAAUAAAUAUUACCAA